AUGAAGACUGCCAUCCUUCUUCUCCUGACUCUCUCGGUCAUCGGCUUGGCUGCUCCAGUCGAAGUGAAGCCGAGAGCAGCUUGUACUCCGUGGCGAACCAAGGAGCGCGACGUCGACUGCAUCGGUGCAGAGGAGGAUAACCUCCUUAAAGCAAGAGCUGCUUGUACCCCAUGGCGAACGAAAGAGCGUGAUGUGGACUGUCCUCCGGCGGAGGAGACUGUUUGA
This is a messenger RNA of Zasmidium cellare ATCC 36951, 225 nucleotides long. RefSeq lists its product as uncharacterized. Lineage: Eukaryota; Fungi; Ascomycota; Dothideomycetes; Mycosphaerellales; Mycosphaerellaceae. The transcript has 2 exons. Bases 1 to 225 code for a protein of 74 amino acids. The record is from RefSeq and is a predicted model, not a curated record.